Melanotaenia boesemani (Boeseman's rainbowfish) is the source of this 2661-nucleotide messenger RNA. RefSeq names its product EF-hand and coiled-coil domain containing 1 (gene efcc1). The record is from RefSeq and is a predicted model, not a curated record. Gene Ontology annotation, molecular function: calcium ion binding. The transcript has 8 exons. Lineage: Eukaryota; Metazoa; Chordata; Actinopteri; Atheriniformes; Melanotaeniidae. The coding region runs from base 257 to 2164 and encodes 635 amino acids.
UUUUGGGGGCAGUGCCUAAUUCAAAUCUGCUCCGUCUUGGACACACGCCUCGUUUUUGGCUCCGCCAGUCUCUCCAGCUCCGGCCCCACGCACCAGCCCCAGGUCCAGCUCCAGGUCCGGCCCCAGGUCCGGCCCCACGCACCAGCUCCAGGUCCGGUUCCAGCUCGCUGCAGAGACCAGAGAAAGUAAAAACUCCUGCAGGAUGCUGCAGGAAGAAACGAAGUAACUGUUGCCUUUGUGGAAAUGCUGCUGCGUGAUGAUGGAUGCGGUGGACUCCGUGGAUCCGUACAGCCGUCCGGCGCGCAGGACACAGUGGAUCGUCAGCACUCUGGCUUACCACUACGGACUGGACCGAGGAGUGGAAAACGAAAUUAUAGUUUUGGCCACUGGAUUAGAUCAAUAUCUACAGGAGAUUUUCCACCAUCUGGAUUAUCAGGGCGUUGGCAAAGUCCCGGCGGAGGACUUCAGCGUCUUGUGUGAAGUUUUGGGACUGAACAAGGACUCGGACACAGAAUGCGUCGGAGUUUUGGAUAAUUUACCCAGCGAGCUCACCUUCAGACACUUCCACGCUAAACUGUGCGGAUACUUCAGCACCAAGGCGGGGUGUCAGUAUGAGAACGACCGGCUGCUGGUGGGGAAGGACAGCGAGCACAUCGAGACCCAGAUCCGCUUGAGGAGCCCUCUGAAGCGGAGAGAGAAGCUGCUGUCGGUGGGAGCCAGCGGACGCUCCUCUCCGUCCCCGGACGAGCGACACGCCCCCGGCUGCAGGCUCAGCUCCUGCACCAGGGAGUGCUACGAGGAGAUCGUGGCCCUGGAGGAGGCGGAGGACCGGAUCGGCAAACUGGAAGAUGAGAAUGCGAGUUUGAGGGAGCUGAUCGAGGACAUGAGAGCCGCGCUUCAGAGCAGCGAUGCCCGCUGCUUGGCUCUGCAGGUGGGACUGUGGAAAAGUCAUUCCAGACACAAACGAGAAGGAUGUUUGGUCUCCCAGCCAAGACAAACUAUCCAGAAAAGUCUGUCCAAGGCCAGCCCGCAAAGCAGCGCCUACAGCAACCUAAAGAGCCUGCAGAGCUUCCUCCAUGAGAUGGACCUGCUGCGUGGAUCCAGACACCAGCAGGUGGAGGACGCCAUGCUGUGUAAUCUCAGACUGGAACAGGAGCUGUGGAGCUCUAAAGAGACCGUGGCCGCUCUGGAGGACUGCACCCGGGCUCUGAAGAGGGAGCAGGUGGCCAUGAGGAGGAAGGUGGAGGAGGCCAGGCAGGCGCUGCUCAGCGGACUUGGCAAAGUGAAAGAACUGGAAGUGAAGGCCAGUCGUGUGCCAGCGCUGCAGAAGCAGAUUCUCGAGCUGGAGUCAGAGCUCGUCUACUACAGGUCAGAAGAGUCGAAGCUCCAACUCUCCAGCAACGGCAGGGCAGAACAUCAGCUGGGCAGGAUGAGCCAGAGAUGCUGGUCGGACACCCAACACGACCGCCGAUCCCCGACAGGGCGAGCCGUCACCACCCCGGACAAGCUGGAGGAGCAGCUGUUUCGGUCAGUGGAAGGCCAGGCGGCCUCGGACGAAGAAGAGGACAAAUGGACGGGAGACCAACAGAAACAGGUGGACGAGAUGAAGAGGACAUUGGCAAGGCUGUCAAGCUGCAGUGACAGGUGUGAUGACAGGCCGUUCAGGAAGCUGAUGUCUAAUUUUGGGAGCUCCAGAAGUGAGGAGAGUUGCAUCGCUGUGAUGGAGCUCCUGGAGAGGGUGACCCGGUUGCAUAAGCAGCUGGAGCUAAAGGAAAGCCGGGCGGAGAUAGACAUGGACCAGAUGAAGGACUCCUUGAUGCAGGAUCUGCAGCAGAAAGCUGGGGAGACCGAGCUGCUUCAGAAGGAGCUGCAGAAGCUGGAGACAGACAGGGUUCGCCUGUCGCUGGUGGAGGAGAAGCUUGUGGACAUCCUGCAGCUCCUGCAGCAGCUCAGAGACCUGAAUGUCUCCCGGAGGUCUCUGGGGAAAAUCUUGCUCAGCACUUUGGAGUCUGGCAGCGACCCACAGCACGGUAAAGCCCACAUUCUGGAGGUCCUCAACGCUCUCUACCACGAACUGGCUGCUUGUGAGAUUCUGUUCAGUGGAAAGGACACAGAGUCAGCAGUCUUUCAUCCAGACUGCCUCCUGCUGGGCCUACAGUGCUGAAGCAUCCAUCCAUCCUUUUAGUGUCUAUCCCUGUUUAUUCCAAUGCAAGGAUGUUACCAGCUGGGCAGACAUCCAGCUUGAUGUGUAUCAUACAGUAGCUUAUAUACUCCUCAUACAUUAUAAAGUCCUGUUAGCCUAGAAAUGUUGAAGAUGAAAUUCUUACUUAUACAUUUUUCAGGAACUUUUUAUUGUACAUAACUUGGACUUAUUAUUAUAUUUUUACUAAUGUGAAAAUGCUCAAAUUUAAAGGAGUUUAAUUUCUCCUUAGAAUUAUUCUCAUCUCAGUUCACAAAUUUCCAUUUAAAGAUUAAAUGGUUUGAGAAGAUGAUAUCUUUAAUAGGAAAAGUAAAAAGGAUAUUUGGACAACUCUGGAGGCGACUGUUGGUGUGUUUGUAAUCCUCAGGAUGCUUCCCCGUGUCUAUGGGAACAUCAUGUUUGUUCUUGGCUGAAAGCAUCACAUGAGCUGCACCAAUAAAAACACACUGCUAAUGUCUCAA